This is a messenger RNA of Theileria orientalis strain Shintoku, 135 nucleotides long. RefSeq lists its product as hypothetical. The record is from RefSeq and is a predicted model, not a curated record. The transcript is spliced from 2 exons. NCBI's taxonomy places the organism in Eukaryota, Apicomplexa, Aconoidasida, Piroplasmida, Theileriidae. Bases 1 to 135 code for a protein of 44 amino acids.
AUGAGUAAAUUAUUGAGUGGACAAACUCAGUUCUGCAAGAAAGAUAAUUUGAAUAGUAAAAAGUUUAAAGACAUAAAAACAAUAAAAGUAAAAAUUUGGAAGCAAAUGAAAUAUAAAAAUGAUAUUGAGGUUUAA